UAUUCUACCGUCUGAGCUGGAGUCAUUCUUUUUUCUAUCCAAUUCUUCUCUGCCUCUCCCACCCGUCCCCUCCAUUUUGACACUUUGCCGACGCCCACCUCCGCAUCAUGUCCGCUAGCAAGAAUGACGCUUCCACCUCUGAGGUAGCGAAGCCCGCCGCUUCGGAACAGCCCACCAACGGCCAGGGUUCCGAGAACGAGCAACCCGCGGAAAAUGGUGACGGUCAACAUGUCGACAAUGUCUUCCAAUUGACCAUCAAGCUCCCCCAUGAGCCCUUCACAACGACCACUAUGGUCUCGACACAAGAGCAAGUGCAGGACCUCCGCCAGUCUAUCAUCGAGCAGCCGCAGACCUUCCAGUACUCUUGCUUCCAUCUCGAACACAAUGGGCAGCGCAUCAACGACUUCGUCGAGCUCUCGGACGUUCCCGACCUCAAACCUGAUUCCGAGUUGACCCUUGUGGAGGAUCCAUACACAGAGAAGGAGGCACGAAUGCACGUCAUCCGCGUUCGAGAAUUGGUUGGAGCUGCUGGCGAUCGCACCGAUGCGCUGCAGGGUAUCUCCGCCGGUUUGUCCCUCCAUGAUACUAUUGGAGCCGAGACCAGCGAACCCACCCAGUCGCCGCUGUCCGAGUACGACUUCAAGGCACCGGGGGUUGUCAAGACUCUCCUGCCACCUACACAAGAGCCUGCUCCCAAGACCGUUAGGUCGAUCGCUGUUUCCUCAUGGAAUCCGCCACCAUAUAACCUUCGACAGAAGGGACAUCUUCUCUACCUGGUAGUCACCACGGCCGAGAAUGACCAGUACCAGAUCACCGCCCAUGUCGGUGGGUUCUUCGUCAACAAGUCUUCCAACCAAAAGUUCGAUCCUUUCCCCCGCCAGGCGCCCAGGGAUCAUUCUGCACACUCCCUGCUCAAUGUUCUCUCCCAAAUCUCUCCAUCAUUCGAUUCAGCAUUCCAGUCAUUGCUUGAGCACAAUGCUAAGAAGGACCUUCUUACCAUCUUCCAGCUUUCCAACGCCAUUCCCGCCAACCCUUGGGUGGUCCCUGCCUCCACCGUAUCUCCCUCCGCACACCAGGCGGAUUUGGGACGGACGCAGGAGACAUAUUUGAUCUCCGGUGUGGAUAGCACUGAGACAUUACGUGACUGGAACGAGGAGUUCCAAUCCACCAGGGAAAUGCAAAAGGAGGCAGUCCAGGAUCGUGUCUUCCGGGAACGACUCACCUCGAAACUCUUCGCUGAUUACAACGAUGCUGCCACUCGCGGUGCCAUGCUUGUGGCUCGGGGCGAGAUUGCUCCUCUCAACCCCACUGAGGCCAAGGAUGCACAGAUCUUCGUGUACAACAACAUCUUCUACUCCUUUGGCGCUGAUGGCGUGGGUACUUUCGGCACUGAGGGUGGUGAUGAGGCUGCCCGUGUCGCCGUCGGUAAAGAUGUUGUGGGUGUCCGCGCUGUGAACAACCUUGAUAUCCCUGGCCUCUUCACUUCCGGUACCGUUGUUGUUGACUACCUUGGCAAGCGUAUCGUCGGUCAAAGCAUCGUUCCGGGUAUCUUCAAGCAGCGUGACCCUGGUGAGCACCAGAUUGACUAUGGCGCAGUCGAGGGCAAGGAGAUCGUUGCAGACGACAAGUCAUUCAUCCCGCUGUUCGAGCAAUUGUCGAAGGCGUUGCGUGUCAAGAAGCAUCCUGUGUGGGACAAGGACAAUGUCCGCCACGAGUUGGAGGGCAGUGUCGAGACCAAGGGUCUGAUCGGUACCGAUGGAAGACGCUAUGCUCUGGACCUGUACCGACUCACCCCCUUGGACGUGGCCUGGAUCGAGGAGCACUGGAGCGAACCAUCCAAGGAGGGAGAGCCUAAGUCUGGAGACAAGGAUUAUCCCCACAGGAUGGCGACUCUCCGCCCUGAAUUGGUCGAGUCUUACUGGCGAGUGAAGCUGCGAGAGUACGUUAACAACGAGCUUGCCAGGAAGAAGGCAGAGAAGGAGAAGGCAAAGGAGGAGGAAAGCGAUUCUGAUGACUCUGAGGAGAGUUCAGAUGAGGAUUCCGAGGAGGACUCGGACGAGGACUCUGACGAGGAAUCUGAUGAGGAAGAGAAGAAAGAGAAGGAGGCGAAGAAGGAGAAAAAGAGGAAGGAGAAGGAGGCGAAGAAGGCUGCCGAAGCCGCCGAGCAAGAUCGUGUGGAUGUUUCCGGCUUCCAGUUCGCCUUGAACCCUGACGUUUUCUCCGGGCAACAGCCCCAAUCUGACGAGGACAAGGCAGCAUGGGCUAAGGAUGAGGCCGAAGUGCGAGCUGCCUGUGCUCAUCUCUUGACCGACAUUGUUCCCAAGCUGAUUCAGGAACUCAAGGACGGCGAGGUUGGAUUCCCAAUGGAUGGCCAGUCUUUGAGCUCUUUGCUCCACAAGCGUGGUGUCAACCUUCGAUACCUCGGAAAGAUCGCCGAGCUCUCCGAUAAGGAGGAUCCUCGUCUCCAAGCAUUGAAGCGUCUCGUAGUCCAAGAGAUGAUUGCUCGCGGCUACAAGCAUUUCGCAAACUCAAAGUUGCGCAACGUUGCUCCGCCAUUUGCUGCUGCCGCCAACGCCCAUCUCCUUAACUGCUUGCUCGGAGGGGAGGUCAGCGCCAAACCUGUCGCUGAGAUCGACUCGACCCUGAGAUCCAUCUACCCCGAGGUCGACUUCAGCUUCGAGAAGCUGACUCCGGAGACCUUGAGGAAGGAAGUCAAGGCUCAGGUUGCCCUUCGCUACCGCUACAACCUUGGUGAGACAUGGGUUGAGCCUGGCAAGCAGCUUCAACUUCUCCGUGAGGUUUCUCUCAAGCUGGGUCUGCAGUUGGAGGCCAAGAGCUAUGCAUUCACCAAGGAGGCUCUAGCAGCUAGCGGCGCUGUCAACGGCACUGCCGCCCCUGCUCCCGCAAGCAACACCAACACCAACGGCAACACUUCUGGUGGUAGCAAGAAGAAGGGCAAGAAGAGCUCCCCUGCACGCGCCGAGAGUCCUGUCGCCCCUCUUGCGGUCCAGACCUUCCACGCCGAUGACAUCCUCAACAUCGUUCCUGUUGUCAAGGAAGCUUCUCCUAGGAGCUUACUCGCUGAGGAGGCGUUGGAAGCUGGCCGCCUAUCUGUCGGUCAGGACCAGAAGGAGCUUGGCCAGGAGUUGCUUCUGGAAUCUCUUUCAUUGCACGAGCAGAUCUACGGCGUUCUCCACCCUGAGGUAGCCCGUGCAUACCACACCUUGUCCAACAUGCUCUAUAACUUGGAUGAUAAGGCCGCGGCUGUCGAGCUAGCACACAAGGCUGUCAUUGUCUCGGAGCGAACUCUUGGUGUUGACCACACAGACACCGUCUUGAGCUAUCUUAACCUUGGACUUUUCGAACAUGCCAACGGCAACACACAAGGAGCCUUGACUUACGUGCGCCACGCCCUUGAACUUUGGAAGAUCAUCUACGGUCCUGACCAUCCGGACUCGAUCACCACUAUCAACAAUGCUGCCGUCAUGCUCCAGUCGAUGAAGCUGUACCACGAAUCGCGAGUGUGGUUCGAAGCCUCUCUCGCCAUCUGCGAGGAGGUCUCUGGCAAGAACUCCAUCAACACCGCCACCCUUCUGUUCCAGCUUUCCCAAGCUUUGGCUCUGGACAAGGAUAUGCGUGCUGCCGUCAACCGCAUGCGCGAGUCUUACAACAUCUUCAAGGAGGUUCUUGGAGCCGAAGACCGUAACACCAAGGAGGCCGAGCAUUGGUUGGAGCAGCUUACCCAGAGCGCUGUCAGCCAGGCGAAGCAGCUGCAGGAUAUCCAGAAGGGUCGUUUGCGCCGUGUGCAGAUUGGCCGGACCGGACUACGACCACAGGCUCCCGUUGGACAGACUGCCGCGGAGGUUACAACGACAUCACGUACGCGACCUGGUACUGGCGGCGUUGACCAGCGCAGCAUCGAUGAGCUCCUUAAAUAUAUCGAAGGAGGUGACACUCCUAAGAAGAGCACCAAGAAGGGCCCCACGAACCCUAAGAGACGGACACAGAAAGCCAACUAGGUCCAACAACUUCCUAAUCAUUUCAACUGAUCAAACAAAUCAUAGUCUUACGAGACGAACUAGAUUUUGUUGAUCUCAUUACGGCCGUAGAUGAAAAAAGAAUGUGGGUAAAAGGUAUCGCGGUUGUACACUACUUAUGACGUUACUCUCUUUCGCGAUGAUGAUGGAUU
This is a messenger RNA of Aaosphaeria arxii CBS 175.79, 4189 nucleotides long. RefSeq lists its product as uncharacterized. Gene Ontology annotation, cellular component: cytoplasm. The transcript has 4 exons. The record is from RefSeq and is a predicted model, not a curated record. The coding region runs from base 108 to 4019 and encodes 1303 amino acids. Gene Ontology annotation, molecular function: mRNA binding; protein binding. Gene Ontology annotation, biological process: intracellular distribution of mitochondria. Lineage: Eukaryota; Fungi; Ascomycota; Dothideomycetes; Pleosporales.